Messenger RNA from Triticum aestivum (bread wheat), 821 nucleotides. RefSeq names its product cleavage and polyadenylation specificity factor subunit 3-I-like. Lineage: Eukaryota; Viridiplantae; Streptophyta; Magnoliopsida; Poales; Poaceae. Gene Ontology annotation, molecular function: 5'-3' RNA exonuclease activity; RNA binding; RNA endonuclease activity. Gene Ontology annotation, cellular component: mRNA cleavage and polyadenylation specificity factor complex. The transcript has 2 exons. Gene Ontology annotation, biological process: mRNA 3'-end processing by stem-loop binding and cleavage. The record is from RefSeq and is a predicted model, not a curated record. The coding region runs from base 15 to 539 and encodes 174 amino acids.
AGGGUCGUGUGUUCAUGACCCACGCCACCAAGGCCAUCUACAGGCUGCUGCUCUCGGAUUACGUCAAGGUCAGCAAGGUGUCGGUGGAGGACAUGCUGUUUGACGAGCAGGACAUCAUCCGUUCCAUGGACAAGAUCGAGGUCAUAGACUUCCACCAGACACUUGAAGUUAAUGGCAUACGCUUCUGGUGCUAUACUGCUGGCCAUGUACUUGGUGCUGCCAUGUUCAUGGUGGAUAUUGCCGUUGUUCGCAUUCUUUACACCGGUGACUACUCCCGUGAAGAAGACCGGCACCUGAAAGCUGCUGAGAUCCCCCAGUUCUCCCCUGAUAUUUGCAUUAUUGAGUCAACUUAUGGCGUGCAGCAACACCAACCCCGCCAUGUCAGAGAAAAGCGCUUCACUGAUGCCAUCCACAACACUGUUUCUCAAGGGGGGCGUGUUCUUAUCCCGGCAUAUGCUCUUGGUAGAGCACAGGAACUGUUGCUUAUCCUGGAUGAGUAUUGGUCUAACCACCCAGAGCUCCAUAAGAUUCCAUAUUAGAAAAGGUACGCCGAUCUACAACGCCAGAAGCCCCGGUACGCCGAUCCGUGGUGGUUCCUCCUCUACUUCUUCCAUUUGUUGCUUCCCUAACCUGAUCUCAUCCUCGCUGUUCUAUCGAGGCGCCAUGGCACGGCCACACAUGGAGGGCCAUGGAGAAGACACGGCCACGGUGGUGCAGCCUGUGGUCCACAUCGCCGGCAAGAAGAACCACCACGAGGUCGGGUCACGGUGGUGCAGCCUGUGGUCUUCAUCGUCUACCACUCCGCCGUCUUCGGCAACCCC